AUGAGACUCCUCCUUGUCGCGGCGGCCCUGGUGGCCUGCGCCGCCGCGCACGAGCACCACGGCGAAGCUCCCAUUUGCGCCGGCGGCGGUGGUCGCGUGGUCGCGGAGUUCCGUCCCGGGGAGGUGACCCUGGACGGGCACCCCGCCGACUGGGAGGCCGUUGAGGCCUCGGAGUUCGCGUUGCUCCCGGCGCUGGACCCCGACGACGACAAGGCCUACACCGGUGGCAAGGUCGCCGUCAAGGCUGUGCAUGAUGGCGUCAAUGUUUUCUUCAUGCUGCAAGUUGAUGGGGACUAUGCUUACACUAAAGGUGAAAGUAAAAAGUGCCCCUCUGUUGCUCUGAUGUUCCAAGUUGGAAAUGCUAUUCCUGGACGUCUUUAUGGUGGCAAUCACAUAGAUAAUGCAGCUGGAAAAGGAGGUGAUAGAUUUGGCCAUCUUGUUGAUGUCUAUUCAUGGAAUCCCCAUUGCCGCUACCUUGAUGGUAUAGGCCCUAAAGAAAACAAUUCAAAUGCUCAAAAUGAUUGGCAUGGGGCUUGGUGGCACAGUUCCCUGACCUUCCAUUCAGGUUUUGUGGAUGAUGACAGUCCUUAUGGAAAGAAAGAUGACAAAGGCACAUAUUACUUUGAGUUCUCAAGGCCCCUAAGAACAAUGGACCAGUUUCAGCAGGAUGCGCAGUUCACAAUAGGCGAGCCCAGCAGUAUGGCCGUAGCUUUCUGGUACCCAACUGACGGCAAACCAUGGAGCAACUCCCAGCAUUACUCAGCCAGCUGCGACUGGGUGACUCUGGACAUACAGCCUUCAUUGGAAGCCGCUCGAUACCGCCCAGCCCCUAACCGUUCCUGGGAUGCUGCGACCGCCUUCGCCUUGCUCCUUUCAGUGGUGGCCGUUUGCGUGUCUAUCUUUGUGGGCUACUCAGCUUCGAAGAACAAGAGCGGUGUCCAAUUUACACAGCUGGCAGACAUCUAG
Molecule: messenger RNA, 966 nt
Organism: Triticum turgidum subsp. durum (durum wheat)
Lineage: Eukaryota; Viridiplantae; Streptophyta; Magnoliopsida; Poales; Poaceae
Source: the annotation of a GenBank genome assembly